AUGUCUACAACAGAUGAAUUAAGUAUUUUAAUGCAAAAUUUGCAAAAAUGUAGUAACACAAAUGAAUGUAUAAAUUUUGAUUUAACUAGUACAUUACAAGGAUUUUUAAAUUAUUUAGAUAAAAAUAUUUUCGAAAAUGUAGAAAAGAAAAUAAAUGAAAAUGAAAAUGAAAAAGAUUUUAUGAACAGUUUUACGUCUGCUGCAAUUUUUGUUGAGAAUUGUGUUAAAAUUUUUAGUCAAAAAAUUGAGUAUUUACAUAAUUUAGCACAUAAUACUUUAUAUAAUAUUUAUAAAGAAAAUAAAAAUAGUAAUGCCUCAAAGAAACACUUAAUAACCUCCUAUGAAGAAGAAUAUCUAUUUAUUAAUGAGAUAAAAAACUUAAAAAAUACAAGUGAAAAUGAAAUUAUAGAAGAUGAAUUAUUAGUUAAAACAAUUCCAUUACCUACUUUUUUAUUUACUGAAAAUAUAAAAAAAAAAGAAAAUAAUGUUGAUAACAUUAAUAAAUUAAAUGAUGAAAAUAAUACAGAAAAUAUAAAUGAAUCAAAAAAUGAAAUGGAACAAAUUAAUGAAUUUGAGGUAAUUGAAAAAAACUCUUUAAAUUCUCUAAAUUUUGAUAAAAUGUUUCUCGAAAAUGAUGGAAUAUUACUGUUAGAUAUAAAUGAUUAUAAUAUUUUCAUAAAUGAUCAAUAUGAUUUUUCAAUUCAAAAUAAAAAUAGUUCUAUUUUAUUUGAAAAAUAUGAUUUUUUUUCUAGACAUUCUACAUAUCUAUCAAAUAAUUUAAGUAAAUUUAUUGAAGAAAAAAAAAAUGUGGAAGAUAUAUAUAAAAUUAAUCAUAUUAGCGAUUUUUUAUCAGAAAAAGUAUGUUUUGAUAUAUUUUUAUUUAAGCAAGAUUUUUUUGAUUAUGAUUUUUCACUUGGUAUUUUAAAAAAUAAAAAAAAUAUUUUAAAUAAAUAUCAUGAACAAAAAAAAUGUUUUUAUUUAUUAGAAGAAAAUACUCAUAUGGAUGGAAAUAAAUCAUUAUCAAUAGAAACUGACAUAAAAAAGUUACCCAAUUAUUAUAUUCUAAAUUAUCAAAACGUAAAAAAUUGUGAUGAUUUCUUUAGAUAUAUGCAACCUAACGAAAUCCUAGAUAUUAUGAAAAAAAAUAUUAAACAAGAUGAAAAUGAAGUAGAAAAAGAAACAUUUAUUGUAAAAUAUUCAAAUGAUCAGAAAAUAUUUCAUCAAAUGAAGAUUCCUGAAUUAUAUAUUCAAAAAUUAGGUUUAAAUUUUUCUUUUUAUUAUUUAGAACCAUUAAUCUAUAAUUUAAUAAAAGAUUUAAAAAGAAAAAAAAGUGUUGAGAAAUUUUUUUCUUUAGAUUUCUAUGAUGACAAACCAAAUUACGAUUUUGAUAUUUUAGUAGAUGAUGAAUUUAAUGAUGGAAAGAAUCAAGAAAAUAAACUAAUUGAAGAAAAAUUAACUUUAGAUAAUUUCAUGGAUGUGAAAUCAUUUAACGAUGAUAUUAAUAAUCUUCCUUUAGAAGUGUUUGAAAAAAAAAAUUCAGAUGAAUUUUUUGUUUCUUUUCAAGAUGAAAUUCAUGAAAGAGUUAAUAGAUGGAAUUUGUUUCUUGAAGAAAAAUUAGAAAUUUUAAGAAAACAACCAAAAUAUGAUGUAGAUGAUUAUAAAAAGAAUAUCAUUAAUUAUACUAUAAAUAGUGGAAAUAAAAUAUAUUUUUCAAAUCUUCUCAAAGAUAAAGAGCAAUAUCAAACAUGUAGAAACUUUUUAACAAUACUAAUGCUAAUAAAUGCAGAUAUUUUAGAUAUAAAAGAAGUAAAUAAUAAGAGCAAUUCAAAUGAUGUCAGUAAUUAUGAAAUAUAUAUAAAAAAAGAAAAUAUACAAGAAUACUUAAGUACCUCUAAGAGAUUCAAAAAUACUAGUUUUAUUAUAAAAGAUAAAAAAAGAAAAACAAAAUUGUCUAAUAAUAUAAAAGAUAUAUUACCUUUAAAAAAAAAACCUCAUAAAAUUUGA
Molecule: messenger RNA, 2004 nt
Organism: Plasmodium gallinaceum
Lineage: Eukaryota; Apicomplexa; Aconoidasida; Haemosporida; Plasmodiidae
Product: conserved Plasmodium protein, unknown function
Exons: 2
Coding region: 1-2004 (667 amino acids)
Biological process (GO): meiotic chromosome condensation; mitotic sister chromatid separation
Cellular component (GO): condensin complex; nucleus
Molecular function (GO): chromatin binding
Source: RefSeq, a predicted model, not a curated record